CUUCCAUGCUCCUUAUUAUUUUGAGCUUAUGGACAGCUAUUGCGAACGUGGCCAAGAAUGGCUGCAGUAAUCAUCACUUAUAUGCUAGCAUCAAAACUGGACAAAAUAUCGAUAUUUCCGACAACAAACGAGAUUUUAACCUGGCAAAUCAGAUCUGAGUUUUUUGAUGGAGCUGAUUUGACCUACACUUUAAGUGACUCUCAAUAGAAGGAAUUUUAGAUUAUACAUCCCUUCGAACAAACUGGAAGAGACUCCUCGCACAAGAAUGGUAAUGAAAUAAUAUUCCAUAUUAAAAGUUGCCUCAAAUAUUGUUGCAGCCAAAGCAGCUAGAAUCUCAUCAAGUGGCUUUUGGCUCAAUACGUUCGCCUUCCUAGAUUAAUCUGAAGACGAAGUUUAUUUAAAUAUUGCUGAAGGGUACAAUAACAGUUCUAUAUACAAUAGUACAGAUGUAAGGGCGUCUCCUAAUUUCAAUUAACGCUAUUUAAUUACCAAAAGAAAUAACUCAGAAAUAACCUGCUUCGAUGUUGAUUUUACAAACACCCAGCAAUACAUAGUGGAUUGCCAAAAGUAAGUAGUCCAAGACGAUAAAAUCAUAUUACAAAAUAUAUUUUUUGUACUCUCCAAGGAUGGAACCAAAACUCAAGUGUUCGCUGAAAGGGCCAUCUUUUAAACCUACAAAUAGAGGUUCCUUGGACAGUACACUGUAACCAAUGCUCUCGGAAUCACACACCAAUACCUCUUCAGAGUGACACCAGCCUACUCAAUUAGUUUAGAUUCCGAAUUGGCCUCAGACUCUUUAGUUGAAGUCUAUUUGAUGUUAGCUUCUGGUGAACCUCAAAACACCAACUUUGUAUUAGACAAGGCUGUCUUGGCAGAUACCUUGGGAGUUCCCAGUACUGAUUUUUCUUUGGUUGAUUUUUCUGUUUAACCAAAUGGAGAUAUCUAUUUGUUAGAUGCCUUCAAUGGUCUGUACGUAGUCAAUUAUUUGCCAAAUGGUGAAUGGAAAGUGUAGAAUAUUGUCUACCCAAGAACAGGACAGGCCUUCGCAUUUAGUGUGAACUCAUUCAUCAAGGAAGAUGAAUCACUUGCCCAUGUGAUUGUAGUGUAGGGAUAUAAUUAUUUCAUUCAAAUUGAAAACAUGGAAUUCAAAUACAUCUAUGAUUUGCCAUUCAUCCAAUUGGAGUAUCCUGCCUAUAUUAAACUCUCUUAGGAGAAUGUCAUCAUUAGAAAUGAACACACACUCUACUUAUACAACAUAGACACUGAGAAUGUCCAAUUAAACUCCAGGUAUACUCUGAGUCAGAAGGACUCCAUCUUGUUGAACCCUUAUUUACCUGAUUUGGUAGUCAUAUCAAAUUUAUUAUCCAAAAGAUAUACUUUAUCCAUGGGCUAUUUGAAAUACCUUGGCAGUACAGGGGCCAAAGCAGUGAAGGACAUCAUUUUAACAGCAAAUGCUCCAAAUGAAUAAAAGUGUUCAAUCACCAUCUCCUAUCAAAUAUUAAAUGACAGAGACCCUCAGAUCUAUAAGUUGGUCAAUAGUGGCCAUCCAUUCCCCAAGACUCUGGUUGAAGGCGACACUCAUCAAUAAUUGCAAUCUCAAGCAUCUGGACCAAAUCAAUAGUACAAACUAGGCAAUAACAAACUGGAAGACACUCAAAUUUAGGGAGUCAUCAAUAAGAGAUGGGCAUUGAAAAAGGAUUCCAUUGUCUGGCCUUCCAAUGUUGUCUAUGCUGAUGUGUUGGUGUUAGAAAAGCAGACCCAAUUUUAUUAGAUCAUUCAAACAGAUGACUUGAAAAUGCAAAUAUGGCUUUGUGAACAUCCCUCGAUGUUUGAAUAAGAAUUCACUUGCUAAAAAAUAGUAUCUGGUAUUGACUUGAAAGUAACUGUUAACAAAUAAACAUUCACUUUAUGGAGACACGAUUUAAACAAUAUAUUCUUCAUGUACAAAGACACCGAUUACAGUGUGAUGAUCAAGUUUUAUUAUGCAGGAGAAUUGAAAGUCUUUAAACAAUUGACUUAUGAUAAAACCAACCCUUUGAACAAAAUCAAAUCAUUAUUCUUCGCUGAUAACUAUUUCUUUAUUAUCAAAGCAGAUGAUACCAUCUUGGCAUACUCCACCUAUGAUCAUGAGAAUCAAGUCUUGGCUAUAGCUGAUGCCACUACUUUCAAGCCUUAUGGCUAUACCUUAAAUUGGAAACCUUAGAGAUUAUUCGGAAAUAGGAAGCUCCAUCCCAAUCUCAUAUUUGUUGUUAACCAAGACAAUAUUGUUUUAGUAGAUUUCCACUUUAAAUUCACUUUUCUCCAAUAAUUUGCAUUCACAACUGGCCUCGAAGUAGAAUUGGCUAUUGCCGAAGACACCUUCUUCAUUGUCUAUGGAUAAUCAACCCAAGGAGCAAGAGAUGGCUUAAUUGAGGAAUAUGAUUUCUCACGAUUAAACAAUAUCUUCAAGAUCAAGACCAUCCAAUUGUAUUGGUAUUAGAUCACCUCGCCUUUGGCUGUCGAUUAGAGUGAAGAGAAUGGAAGACUAUUCGUACGAGCUUAUUGUAAAUACUCUAAAAAAGUACAUAUCUUGGUGUUCACUCCUGAUACUCUGUAACAUGACAGUCUUUAUGAUGCUUGGAGCAUCUCAAAUGAAAACAUAGCAGAUGACGAUAAGAUUGUUAUGGCUGUCGAUGGAGACUAAUAAAUGUUCUUGUAUACUUAUGUGGAUGGAUAGACCACCUUGAUUUCAGAGAUGAAGAAUUCAGUCAUGACUCUUACUGUUAAUUUGGAUGGCUCUAUGUAUAAUUCAAAUAUGAAUUUGAAUCUCAUUGUGUCCAAUUAUGACUAUCCAGAUGAAACCUUCAACACAGUCAAAAUACAAGAAUAAGUGUAACUGAUCAACACUUAAUCUACGAUCCAAAUUGAUAAUACUAAGUUCGAUCUCUUCAAAUCCGGAGUGAUAUUAAAUUCUAAUAUCUAAUAAAAGGAUGUUUAAUUGGGUACCCAAUGGUUCUCUGGUCAAUUAGUUGGCAUUGAUUUGGAAUGCGAACAAUGUGAAAAUCAUGUUGUUGUUCAAAACAUUAUGGAAAUCAAUAAUCCAAAAUUCUUCAAUGGAUUCGAGAUUAGAGAUUUGAUCAAAUAUGAUGAUAAUGUUAAUAUCUUCGUAGCCACCAAAGGAUUGAUAUUUACACAUCCUGAUAACACCUUGAUGGCCACUUAUCAUUUCGAUUUACCAUCCUCAACUUAUCGAUGUUACCAGGCUUAGGUAUCAGCAGAUAAACUCCUCAUUUAUACCCUUUGUGAAGAUAAAGGCCAGUAUUCCAUUUAUGUCACUGGGUGUCUGUCAGUCACUGGAUGUUCUCCUUUAGGCGAGAAGUAUAAGAUCGAACAGGCUUCAAAAAUACAAUUAAUAGACAAUGACAUCAUGGUUGUUUUACACACUGAUAAUUUCUAAUACAGUGAAGUUGAUGGUCGCAUUGUUGUUUAUCAAUUGAAGAAGGGAUUAAAAACUUGGAAUUUGGAAGUCUUGGAUGUGAUUGCAACUUAAACUUUGAAUUCUUAAUUGGAAUCACCCUUAGAAUACUUUAGACCCAGCGAUUUCACAGUCAUUAAAUAAUACUCAAAUUAAGAUCAAACACUAUACAAGAUAAUCAUCAGCAAUUCAAAGAAUGGAAUUAUAUUCUAUGAUUUUACAUUGACUAAUAUUAGAUAUCAAUUCUAGUCAGCUGAAUCAUUGGAUUUAUACAACUAUUUAAAUUAUGAAGUCAAUCAAUAUGCAUUUUCAAAUACUCACUUCUUACAAGUAAGAUUAACCGAACAUCCAACUUAUGAUAAAGAUCAAUAAAAACUUAAACUUUAAUUAUUCAUCUAAACAAGCAAUGCUGCUCAUUAUGGAAUUUCCCUUACCUUCAAAAAGCAAGUCAAUUCAGCAUCCACCAAAAUAGAUUCAAAAAAAUUAGAUUUUGUAUUGAACAGAUACUCUAAUUGGCCUUCUAUUAAUAAAAUCGCUACAAAUGGAAACUACAUUGCUAUCCCCUAUUUCUAUGAUAAUGCUCUGCUUGUAGGCCUCUAUAAAAAGUCUGCUUCCAUUCCCACAACGAUUAUUAGUGGAACUUACUUGUAAUAUGUGUAGGGAUAAUACAUAUCGCCCUUGAAUAUGGCAUUGUUCUUCGAUCUCUCAAAUGAGAAGUCACUGUAUGCAAGUGAAUUGUCAGGUCCACUGAAAAGUUAUGCUUUAUUAGAUUCUCCAAUCAUUACCUUCAAUAAUCAGAAUGGAGAUUUGAAUAAUCAAACAGUUACAGUAAUCUUGCAAAAUGAUUUCAACAUAGAAAAGACAUAAUUCAAAUUAGAAGUCAGACCAAUAGAUUUGAAUGAGUGCAGAACCAAAAUAACCAAUAUUUAGAUUUACCCUUCCACCACCGAAGUCAUGUCCUGGCAAUUAUCAAAUGGAAUAUUUGAGGGAGUUGGUUUGAAAUAUACCAUCGAAGAUAAUAAAGACUUCACAAUCGUCCAACCCAUCACAUAAAUUAGUUCAUCAUAACACUGCACACAAGGUAAAUGUUAUAGUCUAUAUAUAAUUAGUAAUUGGAUAGGUAUAUUCGAUCAAGGCCUAAUCGUUGCUCAGAGAAUGGAAUGGCCACUUUGCAUUCUUGGAUUACAGCACUGCUACAAAUGGUUUGUAUUACACCAAAGUUGCUGCCAAGUAGAAUGAAGCUCCUAAUUUCUCUGAAAUAGUUUAUGUAGAUCCUGAAGCACCUACAAUAAAAUGCUUUGAUUUCGACUAUCUCAAUUCAGAAGCAGCAGAUAAUUUCAUCAUCGAUUGCCAACUUGAUCAACAGAAAAUCAUCUACACCAUCAAGGGGAAGACUUUAAAGUCCAUUUCCAAAACCAAGUCAUCAUUUACAACCAAUAAAGUGAGAUGGUUCAAUAGAUUGCCUUCUGAUGAUGCCUCCUAUUAUUUGAGAGUGACUCCAGCCUUUUCGAUUACAGAAGACGGCUCUGUUGGCAAGGUUUCAUUGGUGGAACUCUUUCAUUUUGAUGGCCAAGAAAUAACCUUACAAUCUACAAUCGAUAAUGCUAAGUUGGCUCAGUUGCUCAAAAAAGACAAGACUGAUUUCAUGUUGGUAGACUACAAGGUGUAUAAUGAUGGCACUCUCUAUUUAUUAGACCAGAAAUUAGGCAUAAUCAAAUUGUAAUUCAAUCACAAAGAUAAGGAGUGGAAACUUUCGGAUCAAAUUAAUUUCACCUUAUAACAAUAUGUAGCCUUUGACAUAGAUGAUUAUGUGAACGAGAAAGGAUAACCUGUUUAACAUAUAGUAGUAUUGAGUUACAAUUACUUUUUCGUUUUGGAAAACAAAGUCAUAGUUAAAGUCAUUGAUUUAGGCUAUUUCACUACAACCUAUCCAUAAUAGAUAUCAAUAAGUUAAAGAAACAUCUUUAUUCAACAUGAUGAUGUCGUCUAUGUUUAUGGAUUCAACGAUGAAUCAAUUACUUUGUUAGAUAAACAAGCAAUCGCAGGAGGAUAUUCUGUAGACAAGAUCAAAGAUGAGUUCAUAGCUAUAGGUUAGAAGGAAUCCAAUUUAUACUUCUUCAGUUAAGGUGCUUUGAAGUAUGAAUUCAAAUCUGGGCAGAUCAAGGAUGGACAAGUCAAAAUAACUGCGAAGUCAUUAAAUAAUUAACAAUGCCAAUCAAAUAUUAAAUACUCCAUCAUAAAGAGCGACGAUUCCAAGAUCUACAAGAUAACUGAAUCUGAGGCACCAUUCCCACCUGCUGCAGAUGAAAACACAGUUAUCGAUCUUGGAGAGUUAACCUCAGGACCAAAUCAAAAAUAUGAAGCUGUAUAUGAGACAACUGAAAAUGAUUGUCUUAUGACAGAACAAGAAGCAUAAGCUCAAGUUCGAAUUGUACAGAAUACAAAAUUUGAAGCUUAAGGCCAACCUUCAAAUAUACUAUUCUAGACCUCCAUUUUCCAACCUAAAUUAUCAACUAUCUUCAAAAUAUUCUAAUUGAAAGACAAGAGCUUAGCUCUGUAUUAGUCUGACCCCAAAUUUGAGAAUAAUAUUUACAAAUUUACUUAAGUUGGAACUAUCAAAGAUAUUAAAGUUGAACUGAAUGAUUAGACUUUCGCUAUUUGGGAGGUCGGAGAUGUAAUUGUAAGAUUUGCAACUCUUAUCAAUGAAUAUAAAAUCAAUCUAUAUAGUUUUAAUUAUUUUAUGGUAGAACUACUUAAAACAAUAUCAUUCGAAGAAUAGGAAGGAUAAUAAAUAGUAAGUAUCUUAAACUAAGGAGAAUACUUAUUUAUUUUAUAAAAGAAUGGAGUCUUGCAUAGUUAUUAAAUAUCAAAAUUCAGCUUUGUUAAUAAGAUAACUGGAAAUGAUUUGAUUGGAUAUGGUGGACAAUGGAAGCCAUUGAAAUUGUAUGGUAAUAGAGUGUUAAAAUCAAAUAUUGUAUUUGUUUAAAAUGAAAACAAUAUUGCUCUAAUUAAUUACUUUAAUACAGAGUUCAUUUUCAUUAAACAAAUGGAUUACACUUAAGAUAAUGAGAUAUACAUAUCAGCUGCUAAGGAUUCAUUCUUUUUAGUUAACAAUAAAGAAAUUUUGGAAUACAAUUAUCAAAAUUUAUUGAAUAUUUUCAAAUCAAAGACAGUUGAAUUAUUUGGAUACACUGUUGCUACUCCAUUAACUGUUAAAUCUUAAUUAUCAACUGGUAAUCUCGUCAUUAAAACAUCAAAAGCCUAAGAUAUCUAUCUAAAUAUAUUUAGACCAUCUACUACUUAACAUGACACUUUCUACUUAGCAAUACCAGUAUUUACUCUUAAAGAGGAUCCUCAAUUUACAAUAACAGUGGCAGAAGAUGACGCCAUACUGCUUAGUAUAAAUCAUUCAACCCUUCAAGUAAUUCACAAGAUUGAGAAAUCUCCUCUCUUAGUGUUUGAUCCAAAAUUUGAUGAGAAAACUUACUAUUACAAUGCAAAGGUGUCUGUAAUUGUGAAGAGUCAGGAUGACUAGAAUAAUUAAGUUACUUUCAAAUAGAAUGUAAAGCUUGUAAAUACAUUCUCAACCUUGAGUGUCAAGAAUUCAAAUUAUAGCGUUUCAACGAAUUCAACGACAACUGUCGAAUUUCCAGUUGAGGCUGUUAAUGGAUAAAACAUUUUAACAACCCUUAAGACCUUCUAUGUGACAGAGGGCAACGUUUACUUGAAGGCUUUGGUCUAGCAACUUCCACGAAAGAAGAUGGUCGAUUAUAAAAUAAAUUAUGGUUAUUCCAAGGACAAAGAUACUUUUUAUUUACAGGCCAAGAAUACCUUAUUGAUUGGUACCAAUUUGGGUGAAGAUUUCUCAUUUAUACCAGCAGAAUAUACGCUUUCUGAUUAAUACAAUUGCUUUAGAGCAGACAAUUACAAAGAUAUGUUUUAUUCCAUAUGUAAUAAUGGAGUCGAGAAUUAAUUGGUGUUGACUAAAUGCGUAAACAAGAAAUGUCAGUUGAUUAAUUCCUACAUUGCAAUUCCCAAUGGAUAUUAAGUCAUAGCCCCUUAUGAGGAUUACCUUAUCGUGUUGUUUUAUAACCCCUUGAGCCCACAAGAUUAGGAUGGAGAGUACAAAAUUUAUAGGGUAAUUUUUAAUGAUGCUUUCUAUGUCUAAUAAGAGGUGAUGUCAAUGAAUUUGGAGUUCAUCAAAACCAAUUUCAAUAGAGAUGCAACCACUUUCAGGCCAUCUGGUAUGACAGGAGUUGGAGUUGAAAUAAGUAAGGAAACCUACGUUUAUUUGUCAAUGGUAACUGACUGCUUGGAUGAACUGAGGUUCAGUAGUUUCUUAUUUGAGAACAAAGAUAUUCAGCCUACUGGAUUGGGGUCAAUUUCACUAAAAAAAUUGUUGAGUAAAUAAAUCGUAGAUCAGACUCUCUUCUUAUCCACUUAGGUGAAGUCUUCCUCGUUUGAGAAGGAUGUGUUAACAGUUGAUUUAGUGAUUUUGACUUCAGAUUCUGGAACAUUCUGGGUUGUGGCGAAAUUUAAAUACAAUAAGGAGGAAAAGAAAUUUGAACAUCAGCAAUCAGAUAUAAAGAGUACAUUUGUUAAGUACGGGGAUUGGAAAGUACUCAAUUAUUUGGCAGUUGACUCUUCAUCAAUUGGAGUUGCUUAUUAUAAAGAAGAUAAAGUCACUGUGGGCAUUUAUCAGAUCCUUAAGGAGAGUCCUUACUUUUUGACAACUGGAGGUAAUCAGUUUACGGUGUCCAAAUAACAAGAUUUGAGUCCGUUAAACUUCUUAAUGUUCAUAUAAGUAUUUAUUUUAUAUCUAUUUAAAGACAAACUAAUUGUAUAAUAGCAAUCCGAAUGAAAAGGGAUUAACUAAAUUCAUGUUGAAUACAAAUAGUUCAAUUGUGAUAACUGAGCCUUAAAAAGUGUAGAGUUAAAAUUUGACUUUGACCUUUAAAAAUGAUUUCUCAGAGGCUGUGUAAAAGAUUGAUCUAUAAAUCAUACCAAAUGAUGACGACAACGACUCUAGCAAAGGACUGGGGGCAGUUUGGAUAGUGUUGAUUGUGCUUGGUAGUUUGGUAGUUCUGGUGUUAAUGGGUUAUGGUUACUAUAAGUCAUAAGACCCAAAUAAAGAGGAAUAAGAUCAAUUAGUAUGAAAUAUUAAUAUAAAAAAACAAUAAAAUAUUGUAAUUUAAAAUGCC
Messenger RNA from Paramecium octaurelia, 8655 nucleotides. The record is from the annotation of a GenBank genome assembly. Lineage: Eukaryota; Ciliophora; Oligohymenophorea; Peniculida; Parameciidae.